Molecule: messenger RNA, 826 nt
Organism: Psammomys obesus (fat sand rat)
Lineage: Eukaryota; Metazoa; Chordata; Mammalia; Rodentia; Muridae
Product: F-box/WD repeat-containing protein 2
Molecular function (GO): protein binding
Source: RefSeq, a predicted model, not a curated record
AUUUGGCCAAUUGGAAGAGAAAUCAAUUGUAAGUGCUUAAAGACGUUGUCUGUCUCUGAGGAUAGAAGUAUCUGCCUGCAGCCAAGACUUCAUUUUGAUGGAAAGUACAUUGUCUGUAGUUCAGCCCUUGGUCUGUACCAGUGGGACUUUGCCAGUUAUGAUAUUCUCAGGGUCAUCAAGACACCUGAGGUAGCAAACUUGGCCUUGCUUGGCUUUGGAGAUGUCUUUGCCCUGCUGUUUGACAACCACUACCUAUACAUCAUGGACUUGAGGACAGAGACCCUAAUUAGCCGCUGGCCUCUGCCAGAAUACAGGAAAUCAAAGAGAGGCUCCAGCUUCCUGGCAGGCGAAUCAUCCUGGCUGAAUGGACUAGAUGGGCACAAUGACACAGGCUUAGUCUUUGCCACCAGCAUGCCUGACCACAGUAUUCACCUGGUCUUGUGGAAGGAACAUGGCUGAAAUCAAGAGCUACCACCAUUGACUUGACUUUGGGUGCCAGGGCUGCGGGUUUUGGGUGCAACGUCUGUGUAGCAGCCAACUGCAUGAACCAAAGUUCUCACCUAAAGGUAUCAUCACGCAGUGCACAAUCAUUUAUCUGUUUGCCAGGGCUGGGGCGGGGAGGGCCUGUUUUUACUGACAUACACCGCAGCAUGCUAAGGGGAUACACCAUUGACUUCAUUUGUACUUAGUUAUGUUGGUCAGUAUAAGAGGUUGCAUUUUUGGAUUUAUCUUUCUGAGUGGAAUAUUGAGUAAAGAAGGUUAAAUGACUCACUAAUUGGUUGCCCAUAAAAUCACAUAGACUCUGUUAUUAAAGCUUUUUCCCACA